GUAAUGCUCAAAAAUAACAUUGUUUAACAUUGACCUAUUAAUCAUUUAAUAUACGUUUUGUACAUGCGAACAUAAAUAUUAAAUAUGAAUAACUUAAUUUAUUACGAUCAGAGUCCUUCUGGGCGUCAUCAGAAAAAUUAUGAUCAUAAUGUAGAAAACCAAGAUUGCGAUUUACAUAGUAAAUUUUAUAAAGUUGUGAAAUUCGUUGGUGUUUUAUGUGCAUUUACUAUUGUCUCUUUAAAACUGUUUAUACUCAAUAGGCCAUAUAUAGAAAGUAAAUUAUUUAGCAAUAAGUUGGUGUUAACUGAAUGGGUUGAAGAUGGAACGUCCUACUUUACAUACAGAUGGACAAAAGAAACUGUAGGCGAGCCAUACUUAAUACCCUUUUCUGUGAGUGUCCUUGUGACUCUAUUUACAUGGGUUAUAAUUUAUUUAGAUAGUCGAACGCCUGGAGAAAAUCCGCCAUCACCUUUUGCUAAAUCUAAGUACAGGAAUAGAUCUUCAACAUUUCACAUGGGAUACAUUAUGGCAUUAUUAAGUGGUGUUGCCACCUUUGGUGCCAUGCUGUUUGCAACUUCUUGAGUCAAUAUGAUUUAUUGAAAAACAUAGUUUAUAAAUAUUUAAGUGCAUGUUUAUUCAAGAACUAGAAUCUCAAAUCAUUCUGA
Molecule: messenger RNA, 665 nt
Organism: Ctenocephalides felis (cat flea)
Lineage: Eukaryota; Metazoa; Arthropoda; Insecta; Siphonaptera; Pulicidae
Product: ADP-ribosylation factor-like protein 6-interacting protein 6
Exons: 3
Coding region: 85-582 (165 amino acids)
Source: RefSeq, a predicted model, not a curated record